Molecule: messenger RNA, 2086 nt
Organism: Cajanus cajan (pigeon pea)
Lineage: Eukaryota; Viridiplantae; Streptophyta; Magnoliopsida; Fabales; Fabaceae
Source: RefSeq, a predicted model, not a curated record
AACAAAAGCCAAUUUCGCGUGGCAUGCUCCACCAAGUAAUAUUCACACACUGCAGGUACGCCAAACUCGAACCGCCCUAAACGACGCCGCAUUCAAAUUUUCGCCACCGUUCGUGAUGGCGGAAACGCGCGAAUCCGCGUCGAAAGAAACCGUUCGCAAAGAAGAAGAAGAAGAAGCUGAGGACCAAAGCUUCGAAGAGCUCGGUCUGGACGCUCGUCUCCUUCGCGCCUUACUCAAGAAAGGGAUCGAGAAACCCACUCCAAUUCAGCGCGUCGCGAUUCCACUCAUUUUGGAAGGCAAGGACGUGGUUGCUCGAGCGAAAACAGGUUCGGGAAAGACCUUCGCGUACCUUCUCCCGUUGCUCCAGAAACUCUUCACUGCCAAUGCUGAUCGGAAGAAGCUCGCGCCAAAUGCUUUCGUUCUUGUUCCUUCUCGUGAACUGUGUCAACAGGUAUAUAAGGAAGUGCUGUCGCUCAUUGAGUUAUGCAGAGUUCAGCUGAAAGUUGUGCAGUUGAAUGGCAACAUGCUUGUUAAUGACUUGCGGGCAGCAUUGGCUGGACCCCCUGAUGUUUUGAUCUCCACUCCUGCUUGCAUUGCGAAGUGUUUGUCCAGUGACGUACUGAAGGCGGCAUCCAUUAACCAAUCGCUUGAAACUCUAGUUCUAGAUGAGGCAGAUCUUCUAUUAUCAUACGGCUAUGAAAGUGAUAUAAAAGCUUUUACACCACACGUUCCCAGAAGUUGCCAGUGUCUUCUUAUGUCUGCAACAUCAAGCGCGGAUGUUGACAAAUUAAAGAAGUUGAUUCUACACAACCCCUUUAUUUUGACUUUGCCUGAAGUUGGAAAUCAUAAGGAUGAAGUCAUUCCUAAAAAUGUUCAGCAAUUUUGGAUCUCAUGCCCUGCCAGUGAUAAGUUGCUUUACACCCUUGCUCUGCUGAAGUUGGAGUUGGUCCAAAAGAAAGUUCUGAUAUUCACUAAUACCAUUGACAUGAGUUUCAGACUGAAACUAUUCUUGGAAAAGUUUGGGAUCAGAUCUGCUGUUUUAAAUCCUGAGUUGCCUCAGAAUUCUCGUCUCCAUAUUCUUGAGGAAUUCAAUGCUGGCCUAUUUGAUUAUCUAAUUGCAACAGAUCUUAGCCAGUCAAAGGAAAAGGAUGAAGAGACCAAAGAAAGUAAUGUUGGAUCACGGAAGUCUAGAAAACAUGCUAAAAUAAAAUUAGAUUCUGAAUUUGGAGUUGUAAGGGGGAUUGACUUUAAAAAUGUAUACACGGUUAUAAACCUUGAAAUGCCUCAGAGUCUUGCGGGAUAUGUACAUCGAAUUGGCCGUACAGGAAGAGCAUACAGUUCUGGUGCUUCUGUCUCUCUGGUUUCUCCGGAUGAGAUGGAUACUUUAGAAGAAAUAAGAUCUUUUAUUGGAGAUGAUGAAAGCAAAGGAACAAAUUCUAUCGUGGAGUUUCCCCUCACCAAGAAUGCAGUUGAAUCUUUACGGUACAGGGCUGAGGAUGUCGGGAAGAGUGUAACUAAAGUUGCUGUCCGAGAGUCACGAGCGCAGGAUUUGAGGAAUGAAAUUUUGAACUCUGAAAAGUUGAAAGCCCACUUUGAAACUAAUCCAAGAGACCUAGAUCUACUGAAGCAUGACAAAGUAUUGAGCAAGAAUGCUCCUCCACCGCACCUACGUAAUGUGCCUGACUACCUAUUAGACAAAACAACGAAAGAGGCAAGGGAAAUGGUCAAGCUUGCAAGGGAUGCAAUGGGAAAUAAUAAUCGCCGCAGAGGAUCCAAGAGAAAAUUAAGAAAAGAUGGAGAUCCUCUAAAGGCUAUCGCUGCUGUGGGAUCAAGAAGACGGCACAAAGAUAGGAAGACUGGUGCAAGCAAUAGCAACAAUAGCGGUGCUAAACAUAAACGCAAAAAAAAUGAUAUUUGAUUGAUUUGCCCUUACAAAGCCUUAUAACAGGCUCAAUUUUGUUGUAAUUUAGUUCCAAAUGUCGUAAAUCAAAUUAGUAAAGUAUUGUAAUUGUUUUUCCCUUCAUAUCUUGUAGAACAAGAAGUUAUUAUUUCUCUUUCCAAAAUUAAAUUUUGCUCAUUGAAACUA